Messenger RNA from Sycon ciliatum, 3115 nucleotides. RefSeq lists its product as uncharacterized. The transcript has 12 exons. The record is from RefSeq and is a predicted model, not a curated record. Bases 462 to 2678 code for a protein of 738 amino acids. Gene Ontology annotation, molecular function: GTPase activator activity. Lineage: Eukaryota; Metazoa; Porifera; Calcarea; Leucosolenida; Sycettidae. Gene Ontology annotation, biological process: activation of GTPase activity.
GGACAUCUUCGAAGUAAGUCUUUGUGGUACUUAUCGCUAUCAGCUAAUCUGGCGAUCAGGCCUGCCUAGCCUGUGUCUGUCUGGUGAAUGGCAAUGGCGAGACUUUGUUGGGGUCAUGCCGAACCUGUCACUUGACGGAGGAGCUGUCAAAAACGUCGCAUCGCCCGUCUUCUCCGGUGUUUUGCUCGUAGAUCUACGGAGGCUCAUUUUUAAUUCAUUGUCCACGAGAUCCUCUAAAGUUUAGUGAUGUUAUGAUUGUUUGCUUCCCACCAAAAAAGCGACGGGUGACCGAUGCAGCUGGUAUAGAAGCAGCAUGCACACUAACUCUUCGUGGUCUGCAAUGCUAGCCGGAUCUAUUCUAAUUUAGAGUGAGUAACGACGUUGUGCAACUGGUAAAAUAAUCCGCUUUGCAUCGUUUGUUAGUUUUCUUGAUCACUUGACGUGACCGUCUCCAGUUCACAAUGGACCAUCGCCAACUCGUCUUGCAGCCAGUAACACCACUAGUCCAUUGCAAUGCGCCCAUUCGUCCCGUUCCUCCAGGAGAUGGUAGUGCUCGUGCUCCGACCACGCACCCUGGAUUCUCAUUGAUCUCGCCGGAGCAAGUAUUAGUUACCUCGCCGCCACGCGUUCACACUUCGAGUUCUCCGGCAACGACCCAUCCGAUAGCGGUAGCGAAUGGUUGGUCUCCGCAUCAGCAGCGUGGGUUGGCAACUACGACAACAAGACUUACUGACGUUCCUGCCGGAAGCCAGCACUCGCUGUCGUUGGCAAUGAGCGGCAACGCCAGUGUCAGUGGCGGUGGUGAUGGGUUCCCCAUUACUGGCAUUAGACACACAGGCAGUAGCAGCGUUGGCCUGAGUUCAUUCGGGACGUGUUUUGAUCGGGAAGGUCGAUGUGUCAACGAGUAUGAGCUACACAAGAUAAUCUACAUACAUGGAAUUGAGAGCAGUGCCCGUCCUGUUGUCUGGCCAUGCUUGCUGGGAGUUUACACAGCGGAGAUGACCAUCGAUCAGCGGCAGAAACACCUUGCCACACUAAGGACCGAGUACAACCAGCUGGUCAAGCAAGUGGAACGGCCUCAGUUUUCCAGUGGACAAGACUUAGCAGCACGCAUCAAAGACAUUGAGAAGGAUGUCCCUCGCACCGACCGCCACGUCGCAUUCUAUGCCAAGGAAGAUGGUGAUGAGUUGGCUGCGCUGCGACGCAUCCUUGCUAGCUAUGCCGCAUACAACCCAGGACUAGGCUAUGUGCAAGGUAUGAAUGAUGUAGCGGCGGUCGUGCAGCUAGUGAUGAGAGAUGAAGUGCUGACCUUCUGGUGCUUUGUGAAAGUGAUGGAGAGAAUGGGCUGUACCUUUGUGGACCUGGCCUGCGGCACACUCAAUGAACUAGCCAUGCUGAUGGAGCACGUUGAUCCUCAACUACACCAGCAUUUGACUUGGCUGUCUGGUGGCAAUAUCUGGAAGUUCUGCCUGCGGUGGGUGCUGCUGGGCUUCAAGCGAGAGUUGCCCAUGAAUGAUGUCAUAGAUCUGUGGGAGCGGGUUUGGUCUCGGCACACCACGGUCAACCUACUGGUCUACAUAGUCGCUGCACUUCUCCAACAGAACCGCUUCACGCUCAUGUCGCACCGUUCCGAGGAGGACCUGCAUCAGUUUGCAGUUCACAUUGGAAGUCGGCUGCACGUGAAGAAUCUCAUUCAGAGUGGUCAGGCGCUUGUGUUGGAGUUCAAACCGCCCUCUAGGCAUGCCAGUGGUAGCGAGGAACUACCGCCGAGCCAGGAGAUUGCACUGGCUCCGCCGAGAAAUGGAUUUGUGCCGCGGGCAGACUCCUCCGCUCAGCAGCGCCACGCACAGGUGAAGUCCGCACUGACACUGUCUGAUCCAGCCACACACUACUCCAACCGGACACAUGCCAGCAACACCAGUGCCGUAGCCGCUCCAAUGCUACCGGGAACACAGUCGCCAGUGUCACCAGUCACCAGUCUGGCGAGCCACGCUGCAAUGUCCGAUCACGGCCGGCUUGCAUCAAUGGCUGGCAACAGUCACAACCCACUGCAGUCUAUGCCAGGGAAUACACCCUCUCCCAGUACUGCAGUUCAGUUUGACCUGGUUACUGUCCCUCCCGAGUCCAAGCCGCAUAGCACAACAUCUUCAUCACAUUGGUUACCCGGUAGUGGAUCUGCGCCGGUGUUAGUCUCGCCAACAUAUCCUCGCACAGUCAGCACAGAGCUUAACAUGCCAAGUCAGUCCCUUGGUGUGGCGGCCAGUAAUGCUGUGUCUAUGCAGGGGAGUUACACUCAAGCUGGUGGAGCUCACUAUGCAUACACUGAUACCAGUGGCACAGCAGCUCCAAUCAGUGAACCAGGGGCCGCGGGUUCUGCCCGGGACCAGCACGCCAGCAUACAGAUCACGCCAGGCAACAACUACAGCUUCGGAGGCCCCCAGCAGUCGACACAGUACACCUCUCCACCAACAAAUGCCACAGAUGCGUACAGUCCCAUGUUGGACGGUGCUAAAAGUCAACUGUCUCAAAGACUGCUGCAAGGGCCAUCAACCACAGGUUUGACGGAGCUGCUAGAAAAGAUCGAUUUGUCGGGACUCUCUAACAUGUUCUACUCCAAGCCUGGCAGCAGCCAUGGACACAGCUCCAGCCGUGCGCCAGGAGACAUGAACUUUGUGUGAGUGGAUCAGUGAGCACGGUGGUACUGUGCAGCUGGACAGUAGAGCUGUAUUCACUGUAUGCAGUGCCCGCCUUACUUUACUUAGAUUAGAAUGUCACUGGCCAGCAUCUCAACAAACUGGCUGAUUAGCUGCUGGUGCGUAUGUGAAGAGUUUAUAAAAAUUAAUGCAAAAUGCGACAUAUUCAUUUUCAUCACUUUUCGGAUACUGUAUUGACCAAAAAAGCAUUCAUCAAUUUUAUGUGCUGUUUGUGACGUAUCCAAACUAAAUCCAUAUCUGGCCACCAAUUUUGAAGGGGUUCUAUCCGGUCAGAUUUUGAAUGUGAAAUUUUGCCUGAAGGUGCCUUUGUAGAGUGUUAGCUAAUCAGGUCCAGGACGCAUGUUUACCCUCCAUUGCUCUGCUUCGACUACCAUAUUCCUGCAAUCCACUGGUAUACGUUC